UAUCUACCUUGGCUGUCACUGCGAUAUCUAUUACGACUCCGUCACUCAGCGGUACAGCAUGCUUUCCAACAUCUGCAGAAUCCAGGCUCGAAGCCUAAGCCUAUCUACUAUGAACCGCAUUAAACAUGUAACUGUAAUUGGCGGAGGGUUGAUGGGAAGUGGAAUUGCACAGGUUGCUGCCACUACUGGACACAGUGUUACCCUCAUUGACCAGAAGGAUGAGUUGCUUGCUAAAUCAACUGCUGGUAUCGAAAAGAGCUUGGCCAGAGUGGCAAAGAAAAAGUUUUCUGAUGACCCUGAGGGUGGCAAGAAGUUUAUAUCAGACAUCAUGUCUCGUAUCAGCACUCACACAAAUCCUAUUCCUGUUAUGAAAGAUACGGAUCUUGUUAUUGAGGCUAUUAUAGAAAAUAUUGGCAUCAAGCAGAAACUGUUUGCAGAACUCGAUGCAGCAGCACCACAGAAUGUGAUAUUUACCAGUAAUACAUCGUCUCUUCCUAUCAAAGAUAUUUCUGCUACAACUAAAAGACAGGAUCGCUUUGGUGGAUUGCAUUUCUUUAAUCCUGUUCCAAUGAUGAAACUUCUUGAGGUGGUAAAAACUGAUCAGACAUCAGAUGAAACCUUUCAAUCUUUGUUGGAUUUUGGUAAGGCCAUGAAGAAGACGACUGUGAAAUGUAAGGACACUCCUGGUUUUAUUGUCAACAGACUUUUGGUACCUUAUCUGAUGGAAGCAACUCGUUUGAUAGAGAGAGGUGAUGCAAGUCCUGAAGAUGUUGAUAUUGCCAUGAAACUUGGUGCUGGUUAUCCUAUGGGUCCUUUUGAAUUAUCAGAUUAUGUUGGUCUGGAUACUUGCAAAUUUAUUCUGGAUGGUUGGCAUGAAGCUUACCCAGAUAAUGAAUUAUUUAAACCAUGUGAAUUCUUGAACAAGCUGGUAGCUGAAGGUAAACUUGGACGUAAGUCAGGAGAAGGAUAUUACAAAUAUAACUGAUAAUCAGGGCUCUUGAUUGUAGUCAGUUAUUAUUUUUACUUUCUUUUAAAAAAAAAAA
Molecule: messenger RNA, 1043 nt
Organism: Octopus sinensis (East Asian common octopus)
Lineage: Eukaryota; Metazoa; Mollusca; Cephalopoda; Octopoda; Octopodidae
Product: hydroxyacyl-coenzyme A dehydrogenase, mitochondrial
Exons: 8
Coding region: 59-985 (308 amino acids)
Biological process (GO): fatty acid beta-oxidation
Cellular component (GO): mitochondrion
Molecular function (GO): NAD+ binding; (3S)-3-hydroxyacyl-CoA dehydrogenase (NAD+) activity
Source: RefSeq, a predicted model, not a curated record